Molecule: messenger RNA, 2467 nt
Organism: Cryptococcus amylolentus CBS 6039
Lineage: Eukaryota; Fungi; Basidiomycota; Tremellomycetes; Tremellales; Cryptococcaceae
Exons: 11
Coding region: 54-2360 (768 amino acids)
Biological process (GO): RNA processing
Cellular component (GO): nucleus
Molecular function (GO): RNA binding
Source: RefSeq, a predicted model, not a curated record
GACGAUAUAACUCACUCAACAAACUUCUCUAUCUUGGCUCCUCCCAGAUCACCAUGUCAGGUCGUCGCAUCGACCUCGCAAAGUUUGCCGGCUCGGACUCGGAAGGCGAGGACAGCCAGCCAAAGCGCCAACUCGAACUCACCGCCCUCAAGAGCAAAACGUUCUCACAUGGAAUAACGAAGAAGACGAAACGAGAUCUGGAGAAGGAAGCGGAGGAGAAGAAGCGUGUCGAAGAGGAAAAGGCUGCAGCGUUAGUGAUGGCCGAAUUCGAAGAAGACUUCAACUCUGGGCCCUCUCACCCCAACACCAGCAUGCGUGGAUUCGGCGGUGGCUCUAAUGCGGCACCUAUGGGCCCUCGAAAGGGGUUCGUCAAGGCCGGAGGCGCCCCAAUGGAAUUGCAAUCUCGCCCCCCGGCAGCAUUCAGACCCCCAUCAGGCCCGGGAAUGGGGCCAGGAGGAAGGGCGUUACAGGGCAGCACAGGUUUCCAGCCCCCCAGGGGACCGGCUGCUAUGGGAUUUCAACAAGCGCCGCCUCCGCAUGUUCGGCCUGUGGGUUUUGGUGGACCACCGCUGUCUCAAUACGCAGCACCUGUGGACCCCAGACGCGUGGCGCCUGCUGCACCGACUGCAGCACCUUCGGCAUCCAAUGGGCCUAUGAGAAAGAAACGUGCUAUGGACUCUUUCCUCCAAGAAAUCAAAAACAACCAAGACGCCCGAGAACAACGACUGGGCAACAUGGCCAAGAAAGAGGGCUCAUCAGUCUCUGCCCUUGCAGCUUGGGAAUCAGAAACGAAGAACGGAGUCCUAGACCUUCAGACUACCAACUUGUUUGUUUCUAACCUUCCGAGGGAAAAUAUAACGGAGGACACUGUCGGGCUCUACUUUGCGAAAAUCGGCCCUGUUGGUACCGUGAAGAUCAUGUGGCCUCGAGGAGAAGACAACCUUUCUUUCCAACACCGCGGUCUCUCGGGAUUUGUCUCUUAUAUGUCUCGCUCGGACGCUGAAACGGCGGUACGAGAGCUGGAAGGUGCCGAGUUCCAAGGCAACAAAUUAAGAGUUGGAUGGAGCAAAGCAGUCCCGAAACCUUCGAAAGCAUUAUAUGACAUCGGAAACACCAAAAAGAGAAAGGAGAGAUCGCAAAGUCCGCCCAGAAAACGCCGUGCUCGAUCAUACUCCUACUCGUCAUCAUCUUCCUACUCUCGCUCGCCUUCUCCAAGAAGAGACUCUGAUGGAGAGACGUGGCUUAAAACCAUACCUGAGGAAAAAGCCAAGUUUGUCAAAGCCGUGGCAGCGAGGGUUAAGGAACAUGGAAGGGGUUUGGAAGAUGUCUUGAGAGAAAAGGAAAAGGACAAUGAGAAAUUCAGCUUCUUGUUUGACGACAAGCUCCCAGAGUACCACCUUUACAAAUCUACGCUUUCAUCACGCUAUUGCAUUCCGAACCCGCCCCAUACGUUCAUCGAUGAAGGCUACGCCUCGAUGUACUCUUCCGACUCUGCCGAGGGCUCUGAAAAGGAGCGUACGAGUAAAGGAAAGCUGGGCAGAUUGGCAAAGAGACGAUUUGAAGCAAUGUUGAGGGUGAUAAGUGGUAAGAGAGGAGAGAUUGCACGGGCAAUGGAGUUUGCUUUGACCCACGCGGAGGCGGCAGAUGAAGUAGCAGAGACGAUUGUUCAAUCACUCAUCAUUCCCUCUACUCCUGUCCCUCGAAAACUUGCGCGCCUUCAUCUGAUAUCUGAUAUCCUCCACAACUCUGCCUCGCCUUUGCCCAACGUCUGGCGCUAUCGCCAGGCUUUUGAGGCGCGUUUGCCGCCUGUGUGGGCGCAUUUGAAGGGGGUGGAAACCAGUUUGGAAGCGUACAAGGGAAGGAUAAGUGCGGAUGUGUUUGGAAAGAGUGUGGGGAGUGUGUUGGAUAUAUGGGAGAGGUGGAUCGUGUUCAACACCGAGACUGCCGAGCUAUUCCGUGCUCUGCUAUCGGGGCAUAUCUCACUUGACUCUUUGACACGUACCCCACAAGGCAUGUGGGUCGACAAGGCUGUACUUGAAGCGCAAGACGAAGCCAAACGACAAAAGGCCGAAGAAGAGAGACGGGCAAGGGAGAAGAAAGAAGAAGCCGACCAGAGAUUCAACAGUGGGGGGUUCAAAAGCUCGUUCAAGCGAGUGGACCCGAGCUCGAAUGCUGGGGAAUCGACGUCCCUGGAGAACCACCCUGCUGCCGAGCAAGAUUUGGAUGGCGAGGCGAUGGAAGAUCUUGAUGGGGAGGAGAUGGGCCUCGAUGGAGAAGAAAUGGAUCUCGAUGGGGAGCCACUUGUCAGUGAGGACUUGGAUGGGGAAGUCAUGGAGGACUUGGACGGAGAAGCAAUGUAAAUAAUGCCUCGAAGAUGCACUAUUGAACAUGUGAAUUUCGGCUUGCUGUGCUAGCUGUUCCGUCGACCAGACGUGCUGGGAACAGUGUCGAUGGGUGCCGAAUGCAG